Molecule: messenger RNA, 1727 nt
Organism: Panicum virgatum (switchgrass)
Lineage: Eukaryota; Viridiplantae; Streptophyta; Magnoliopsida; Poales; Poaceae
Product: LAS seventeen-binding protein 3-like
Exons: 3
Coding region: 870-1343 (157 amino acids)
Molecular function (GO): phosphatidylinositol binding
Source: RefSeq, a predicted model, not a curated record
CAUACACUUUUGUCUCUGAUGUUCUUCAUUAUUUCAUUGUUUUCCCUAGAAACCAUUUGUUCUUGUGCCUUUGAUUCUUCAGACACAUUUUCUGCUCAACCAGUAUGUAUCAAUGCUAUGCCAUUCAUUAGCUGUCAGUUAAUAAAUCUUAUAGACAGUCCCAAAUCUCCAGACUAGCUGAAACUUCUAUAAAUAGUUUGCAACUCUACCAUAUACAAAAAAGAAAAACCCUGGUCCUGUAUGAUUUUUUUGUUCCAAGAUAAUCAAUUUCAACAGUUGUAUCUAAAAUCUUUAGAUUGUGGCAUUCAUGUUUUACAUGAAAUGGAAAUUUGAUUGUGGCAUUCAUGCUUCCCAAGUAUUUUGGCAAAACAUUUUUCUCUACAAACUUGUAGCACAGUGCCUACUGCCUAGCUUCUCAAGAAACCUUGUAUAUUUGUGGCUAGUUGUUACCAGGAACGUUUAUCCUAGUUUUCACAAUGUCUUGAUUGCUUCAAAUGUCAAGCAUUAUUGUUGUGCAGUUAUCUUUAGAUUUGCUCCAACUUAGGACACAAGUAAGUGAUCUAACCAUGUAUUAUCUUGGAAACCGCCCCAGAAAUGAACUUAUUGUUUUUAGCAUUUGUCAACACCAUGAUUAGACCAUUCAAAUCCGCAUUUCCCCUUUAUAAUACACUACUGCUGUAGUGAUGCAUGGCUAAAGCACUGCAUAGAUAUUCCAAUCUUGUAUUUACUCUUUUGCUGAUUCCAUUUAUAAGCUAGUCAUAUGCUUCUCAGAAUCUCAGGACCUCAGUAAAGUUUACUCUCUUUUUGUCUUUUUAUUUGGCUGGCAUGCUGCUUGUUCAUUUUGCAGUUAAUAUGGAUGUAAUCAUGAAAUGGUCUUUGCUUGCUGUAUUCAGGUAGGAGAUCUUAAAGCUGAGAAGUCAAUCCCUGAUUCAAUUCUCAGAGAAGCAAAAGGGCUUGCAAUAAUCACUGAGGUAAAGGUUGGAAUGAUGCUUACAUACAAAAUUGGUACUGGACUAGUGGUUGCUCGCAGAGCUGAUGGUUCUUGGUCCCCUCCUUCUGCCAUCUCUACUUGCGGUCUUGGAUAUGGAGUUCAGGCUGGAGGCGAGUUAGCUGACUACAUUAUUGUUCUUAGGAACACAGAUGCCAUCAAAACUUUCAGUGGAAAUGCACAUAUGUCAAUUGGGGCUGGUAUUAGUGCUUCUGCCGGUCAUCUUGGACGAGCGGCAGAGGCUGAUUUCCGUGCUGGUGAUGGUGGUUAUGCUGCAUGUUACACAUAUAGUAAAAAAAAAAAACCCUGCGAGGGUAUAGUUGUAGCAAAGGUGCCUUUGUGGGCUGCGCACUGAAUGGAAGUGUGGUAUCCACUCGAGACUUUGUAAAUGUUCGAUUCUAUUGCGGCCCAGUUAAGGCAUCAGAAAUCCUUCUUGGCUCGCUGCCCAGGCCACCUGCUGCUGCCACUCUAUACAAAGCUUUAUCUGUAUUAUACGAUAAGAUCAAAAAGGAAGCCACUUGUCUUUAGUUUCUGCGACACAGUAUACACCACCUGGUGAAUUGUUUCGGGGUAAUCGCUUUGCCCUCUUUACCUUAAUUCCUAGCUGGUGAUGAAGCAAGUGCGCACUUGGCCGGCCAUUGUCACAUCCAACAGUUGUACCUGGAACCGCAAAACCACUCUGCAAACGCUGUAAAUAUGGCUGCAUUUCGUGAGGAAAGAAAGGGAGUCCAUUUGUUCA